GCGACAGUCGCUUUCUGAGCCGCCGGUUUUCUCGCAUAGUUUGAGCUAUCAUGCCGGGCAACUGGUGAACGGGCAGUCACUCUCAGGAGCCUUCAACCGCCCGCUGUGCCGGGUACUGCGUGUGCAUUUUCUGCUGUGCAUUUUCUGGUCGGUACUUGGAGAGAGGAUAAAGGGAGAAGGAAAUGUCAGAGAAAAGAUCAGUGUCGGCUGGGCGGAGUGGCUCACGCCUGUAAUCCCAGCACUUUGGGAGGCCGAGGUGGGUGGAUCACGAGGUCAAGAUAUCUAGACCAUCCUGGUCAACAAGGUGAAACCCCGUCUCCACUAAAAAUACAAAAAUUAGCUGGGCAUGGUGGCGUGCUCCUGUAGUCCCAGCUACUCGGGAGGCUGAGGCAGGAGAAUUGCUUGAACCCAGGAGGCGAAGGUUGUGGUGAGCCAAGAUCGUGCCAUUGCACUCCAGCCUGGGUAACAGCGAAACUCCAUCUCAAAAAAAAAAAAAAAGUCAGUGUCACUGGGGCAAGCCAUGGCCUGAGCCCUGGCUCUAGCCUCCAGGUGAUACUGAGGCUAAAAGUGUUGUGCUCCUCAGGCCUCCUUGUUGACCCCAGUGAGUACUUCACACUGAAGCAGAACGAUGCCUGCCCAAAACACUAUCACUUUACUUCCAGUGAUUGGGAGGCCUGGGGAGCAGGCCCUGGGUCCUGCACAGUUCCAUGUAAGGCCCUGGCUUUGCAAACACCUACCCCAGUGCUCCUGUGUACACUCUGUGAAGGCAGACUGGGAGUCAGGGGAAGUGGAAACGGACACAGCCAUGGUCUUGCGAGGCCCCUGGUCAUCAGUGUGCCUCUCACAAAUGCUUCCAAGUCCUCCUCAAAGGGAAGGGACUAUUCAUCUGUUUGUCACACUGCUAUAAAGACAUUCCAGAGAAUGGGUACUGUGUAAGAAAAGAGGUUUAAUUGGCUCACCGUUAUGUGGGCUGUACAUGCAACUGCUUCUGAGGUGGCCUCAGGAACCUUACAAUCACGGAGGAAAGGCAAAGGGGAAGCAAGCUGUCUUACAUGGUGGGAGCAAGAGGAAGAGACAGAGGAGGAAGUCAUGUAUACUUUUAAACAAGCAGAUCUUGGGAUAACUCUAUCACAAGACAGCACUAAAGGGAUGGUGCUGAAUCAUCAGAAACCACCCCGAUGAUCGAAUUACCUUCCACCAGGCCCCACCUCCAACACCGGGAAUUACAAUUUGAGAUGAGAUUUGGUUAGGGACUCAAAUCCAAACCAUGUUAGGAAGAUUGCCCUGGAGGCCCAGAAAGGCCUGAAGUGUCAGACCCUGGUCCUCUGUGGGCCUGGUCAUCAGUGGUGUCUCAAGAAAACAUUUCUGAGUUCUCCUCUGGAGGAGGAGGCCCAGGCCCAGGCCAGUGAGGCCACCAAGGGAGAGUCCCAGGCCUGGCCAUGGCCCUUGCUUCAGACACUCUUUGAAGUAGGGACUAGCCCAUGACAGAUAUAGAGACCCCAGCAAUGUGUCCUAGGCUGUGGCUGCCAGCUAUGCCUUGAAGGUGGACACUAGCCUGAGCCAGCCACAGGACUAAAGACUGUGCUCAUGGGGCAGCCAUGGCCUCACAUGGGAUGUGGUCCUAGGAGGUACCCCCAAAACCAAGUUUCUAGAUCCCACUCCCAUGAUGGAGAGCCAGUGAGAACCAAGUGGUGGUCAGUCCUGCAUGGGCUUGGUCAUCCCAUGCAAGCCCCCAAAUAUGUUCAUGUCCCCCACCUGAAAAGGGUGCACUGUGGAAGUGCCUUGGCCCAAGAAGGGUCAGGGGUCGGUCCUGGCCAUCUGAUAUACUUGUGGAAAAUAUUUCUGUUCUGUGGGUAGCACUGAGCAAGAUGCUGUGAGAUGGUGCCCCAGGUCCAAACACAGUCCUAUGUGGGGUCUGGUCAUUGGGUGAGCCUCCUGAAAUUUUAUCUAAGUCUCCCUCUAGAAACAGAGACUGUCUUGGGAUGAAGAGGGAGAUCCAGUGAAAGCACCACCCUGGCUGUGUCCCAGACAUAGCUUAGUCACCAGCUGCUCCUAAAAUAUUUUUCCAUGUCUCUGGAAUGGAUGGCCAGUGAUUCCUGUGGGGGGUGUCGGUGUACUUGACACUGGUUUAGAAAAUAUUUCAAAGUCUACCUCUGGGCUGUGGUGCCUACCCCUGUGUUGGUGGGGACUAGCCAGCCUGAGAAGCCCCCUCAGGGUGCAGGCUCCAGGCUUGAUCCAUUUGGUCAAUGCCUCUCCCUGAUGAUUUCUAUUACUCUCUGGAGAUGGGGACAUCUUGGCAUGAACAGGAAGGCCCUGGGGAUGCCAAGACUAGUUACAUUGCUGCAUAGGACCUGGUUCCUUUCAGUGGCAGGACUGGCCCAUGCCACUGAAAGACCCAGCCUUGUGGGUCUGGUCAGGGCAUGAAUCUCCCUGAAACAUUUCCAAGUAGGCCCUUGGAGUGGGAGCAGUGGGCUGACUAGAGGAACCCAGGGGAACGCAUCUGGCCUCGAUCACACAGAGUCCCAGUACUUGGUAAACUAGACCAACAAAUCUGUAAGUAUCCAGGGGUCAGGACAAGCACAAUUUGGAUGGGCCAGAGGAGGGCCACUCAAUCUUGCCACAGGUCCUCAUGGGGCACAGAUGGAUGUGUAUCUUAAAAAUAUUUCUGUCUCUCUCUAGCAGACAGUUCCAUGGAGGGCCCUGGAGUUCUGUUGCAUGGUGAACCUCCAAGGGUUUUCUAACUCUCCCACUGCAGGGGAAGUGAAGCUAUCCAGGGGUCCCAAGGUGGGCCCAUGCAGCCCUUGCUGUUGAACAUGCCUUCAGAAAACGUUUCCAACUCACCUGCCAAGGUUGAUGGCAGCUGGAGCAACUCUUCACGCGCUGGGAGGAUUUCCAGGCCCACUGAGGUUUCUUGAGGGACUGGUCCCAACUUGGUACCUUUGUAGAAAAUGGGUAGCUGUAAAUGCAUUGAUUUAUUUCUGGGUUAUUUAUCCUGUGCCAUUGGUGUACAUGUCUUUUUUUUAAUGCCAAUACUAUGUUGUUUUGGAUACUAGAGCUUUAUAGUAUGUAUGUAUGUAUGUAUGUAUGUAUGUAUGUAUGUAUGUAUGUAUGUAUUUAUUUGAGAUGGAGCCUCACUCUGUCACCCAGGAGUGCAGUGAAAUAAUCUCGGCUCACUGCAGCCUCUGCCUCCUGAGUUCAAGUGAUUCUCCUGCCUCAGCCUCCCAAGCAGCUGGAGUUACAGGCAUGAGCCACCAUGCCUGGCUAAGUUUUGUAUUUUUAGUAGGGACAGGGUUUUUCCAUGUUGGCCAGGCUGGUCUCAAAUUCCUGACCUCAAGUGAUCUGCCUGCCUCAGCCUCCCAAAGUGCUGAGAUUACAGGCAUGACCCACAGUGCCUGGCCAUAUUUAUUAUUCAUUUUGUAUAUAUUUAAUGGGUACAAGUGCAGUUUUGUUUCAUGGAUAUAUUGCAUCGUAGUGAAGUUUGGGCUUUUUGUAUAUCCAUCACUUGAACAGUGUACAUUGUACCUAAUAGGUAAUUUUUCACCCCUCACUACACUCCCACCCUCCCACCUUUUGGAGUCUUCAGUGUCUAUUAUUCCACUCUCUGUGUCCAUAUGUACCCAUUGUUCAACUCCAACUUAUAAGUAAGAAUAUGUGGCAUUUGACUUUCUGCUUCUGAAUUAUUUCACUUAGGAUAAUAGGCUCAGGUUCCAUCCAUGUUGCUGGGAAAAUAUUAUGUCAUUCUUUUUAAUGGUUGAGUAGUAUUCCAUAGUCCACAUUUUCUGUAUCUAAUCAUUCAUUGAUGGACACUUAGGUUGAUUGAAUGACUUUGCUGUUGUGAAAAGUGAUAUGAUAAACAUGAGUGCAGGUGUCUGUCGUGGAAUGAUUUGUUUUCCUUUGGGGAGAUGCCUAGUACUGGAUUGCUCAAUCUAAUGGUAGUUCUGUUUUUAGCUCUUUGAGAAACCUACAUAACAUUUUCCAUAGAGGUGUACUAAUUUAUAUUUCCACCAACAGUCUAUGAGCAUUCCCUUUUGUCUAUAUCUUCACUAACCUCUUUUUUUUUUUUUUUUUACUUUUUAAUAGUAGCCAUUCUGACUGGUGUGAGAUGGUAUCUCCUUGUAGUUUUCAUUUGCAUUUCUCUGAUGAUUAGUGGUGUUGAGCAUUUUUUCAUGUUUGUUGGCAGUUUGAAAAAUUUCUGUUCAUGUUGUUUGCUGACUUUUAAAUGGGAUUAUUUUUUCUUGUUGCGUUCCUUGUAGAUUCUGAAUAUUAGUCCUUUGUCAGGUGCAUAGUUUGCAAAUAUUUUCUCCCACUCUGGUUGUCUAUUUGCUCCGUUGAAGGCUCACGCCUGUAAUCCCAGCAUUUUGGGAGGCCAAGUUGGGCAGAUAACAAGGUCUAGAGAUAAAGACUAUCUUGACCAACCAAAAAUAAAAUGAGACUAAAAAAACAUUUUACAAAGACAGCAGAAGAAGUAAAUACUUAGGAGUAAAUUUAACAAAUGUGCAAAAGUUAUAAUCUAAGAACUCUAAAAUAUUGCUGAAAUAAAUUUAAGAACACUGAAAUCAAUGAGAAGAUAUCUAAUAUUCAUGGAUUGGACAAUAACCCUCCACAUUUGACCUACAGCUUCAAUUAAGUCUCUAGCAAUCCCAGGUGACUUAUUUAUAAAACCUUGUCUCUACUCAAAGUACACAAAUUACCUGGGUGUGGUGAUAUGGGCAUGUAGUUGCAGCUACUGGGGAGGCUGAGGCAGGAGACUUGUUUGAACCCAGGAGGUGGAGGCUGCAGUGAGCCUAGAUUGUGCCAUUGCACUCCAGCUUGGUGAUAGAGUGAGACUCCUUCUAAAAAGGAAUGAAGGAAGGAAGGAGAGAGGGAGGGAGGGAAGGAAAGAAAGAAAGAGAAAGGAAAGAAAGACAAAGAAACGGAGGGAGGGAGAGAAAGAAAAAAAGAAAAGGAAGGCACUGUGGUAGUUUCUCAUAAGAUUGGACAUACAUUCACCAUAGGUCUCUAAAAUUAAGGUAUAUUUAUGCUAAUUUGUAUAUGAAUGUUAGUAGAGCAGGAUUAUUCACAAUAUGAAGGUUUCCAACAACUGGUGUGGAGGUGUGCCAAGGUCAAUGAUGAUACCCUUGAAGUGGAUUUACAUCAUAUAUUCACUUAACAUAUAUUUAAUAAUUGAUGCAAAUCUAUAUAUUCUAGAGUAAAACCACCUUGAGUUCAAAUUGCCUAUUAAACAAGAGUAUGUACAAUAGUCAUAUAUGAUAUGGGCUUUGGUAAGAGACUGUCUGGAGAUAAAAAGUUGGGACUCAUCAUACCAUUCAAAAAUGCAUUGUACAGGAAGAGAUAACCAGGAGAUUGAGAUUAAAUGCAUCAGGAAUAAUUCAAGUAAGAGACAGACUAAGAAAUAAAUGUGGGGAGGACUCAAGAUGGCGCUGUGAGAACAACCCAGGAUUGAAGCUCUCGCUGGACGCACGGAGAGGAUAAAGUGAAUUAUAUGGAAUCUCGUUCUCUUCUUUUUGGAUUGUAUACUGAAUUCUGCUGGAUUCACUGACAAGAGUUUGAAUUAGCGGAACCCUGAGAAUGGAGACACCUUUAGAAGAGACUGAUGAAGAAGGUACAGGAGGAGUUUUAUCUUCAGAAGUAGAAAUUAACCUUGGCCGCAGAUCCCAUCCAAGCUUUCCUUUUAGUGUUUUCUUGUCAACUCUUCUCUACUCUACUGAAGUGGCCUUCGCUUUGUAUAUGUUUUUUAUUUAUCAGAAAGGUAAUGACAUAUACUGGACGUCAUUUACCAUCAGCUUUAUUAUUAUGGGGGCAAUUUUUGAUCAAAUUACCCUGCUCUUUUUCAACAAAGACUCGAGGAAUAAGGUUGUGUUACUUUUUUGGCAUAUUCUUCUUUUAGGACCUAUAGUGAGGUGUUUGCAGACCACUGUAUAUUACCACAAAUUAUUGAAAUAUCUUACACUGGAGGUGGAAGAGAGUCGAGUUAGCAACCCAGCAAGAAACAAGAUACUGGAAAGGAAGAUUGUUAACUCAACCCGGUAUAUUUUAAGGCAGGACAAUGCAUUUAAAUGCAUGACAGUGGUUCAGGCUUUUGUUUCUUCUUUUCCACAAUUAAUUUUUCAGAUAUAUGUCACUCUCACUAUAAAAGAAUUGCCUUGGAAUAGAGCCUUGCUGAUGACAUGUUGCCUGUUAUCAGCUGUUUAUGGGGCAAUUCUCUGCAGUAUACUGGCCAUCCAAAUCAGCAACGAUGGUACUACCAUUAAGCUACCACCAAUGGAACUCUUCUAUGUGAUAAUAUGGCGUUUCUUAGAAAUUAUCUCACGUGCAGUGGCUCUGGCGUUAUUCGCUGCAUCUCUGAAGCUGAAGAGCCUACCCUUUCUAUUGGUCAUAUAUUUUGUAUCAGUGUUGGCACCGUGGCUGGAGUUUUGGAAAAAUGGAGCUCAUCUUCCUAGCAGCACAGAAAAUAAUUCCAGUGUAGUGGGUACAGUACUGGUGCUUAUCAUCAUCACAUUACUAUAUGCUGCCAUCAAUUUCUCCUGCUGGGCAGCAGUGAAACUGCAGUUGUCGAAUGAGAAAAUAUUUGACAGGAGAGAGAGGUGGAGCCAUAGAAUUGUACACUACAGCUUUCAGUUUUUAGAAAAUGUGAUAAUGAUGUUCGUGUUUAUGUUCUAUAGAGGGGAGAUUUUACUGAAUUGUUGUUACACAUUAGUUGCCAUACACAUCAUCAUAAUCUACUUAUUAGGCUUUUCCUUUAUGUGUCUCUUCUAUCACUAUUUUUACCCAAGGAAGUCAGACAAAAUAUUGUAAAGACGUACUAAAAAUUAGCCAGAGUCACUGUGAUAUUAUGUAAACAUCUAAAGAAAACUCAAAAGAAUAAAAAUAAGCAGCUAAGGAAUCAUUCAUGGAAUAGAUUUAAGUAAUUUUCAUUCAACAAAGUAUGAAAUAUUCACAAAAUAUACAUAUGUACUUUCACAGAACAGUGAGUAAAGAUGUUAAAUAUGUGACUUUUUAAAGAUACUCUUCCAUUAAAAAAAAUUAUAAACAGCUAGAUCUUGGGAGUUUUCAAUAAAAUUGAUUUUUCUCCUGUGACUGUAUUACUAAUUUUUGUUUCCUUCCUUCUUUUCUUCCUUCCUCCCUCCCUCUUCCCCUCUUUCUCUCUUUCUUUCUUUUCUUUUUGUGUUGUAUUCUUAUCCUAUCACCCAGUACUGAAUGUAGUGGCAUGAUCUUGGAUCACUGCAACCUCCACCUCCCAGAUUCAAGUGAUUCUCUUGCCUCAGACUCCCAAGUAGGUGAGACUAUGUCACCUGCCAAUACACACGGCAAUUUUUUUUUUUUUUUUUUUUACUAGAGACAGGGUUUCACUAUCUUGGCCAGGCAGUCAGGUCACUUGAGAUCAGGAGUUCAAGAUUAGCCUGGCCAAUACAGUGAAACACUGUCUCUACUAAAAAUACAAGAACUAGUCAGGUUUGGUGGCACACACCUAUAUGUGUCCCAGCUACUUGACAGGUUGAAGCAGGAGAAUCAUCUAAACCCAGACUGCAGAUGUUGCAAUGAGCUGAUAUUGCACCACUGCAUUCCCAUCUGGGUGACAAGAGCAAAACCAUAUCUCAAAAAAAAAAAAAAAAAAUUAAAGAUGGCAAAAUAGCAACAGUCCCAGUUUGCAGUUGACAGAGAGUGCCAGAAGAUGAAUGAUCUCCACAUUUCCAACUGAGAAAUCAGACAUUGGGACUGGUGAGACAGUGGAAACAGCCCAAGGUGGGCAAGCUGAAGCAGAGUGGGGCACAGCCUCAGCUGGGAGGCACAUGGGGCUAGAGAACUGUCUCUCCCAGCCAAGGAAAGCCACUGGAAAUUUUUCUGGACACUCUGGUACUCCGGCUCAGAUACCAUGCUUUUACCACAGGCUACACAACCCGCAGACCAGGAGAUUCCCUCUGGCACCUACAAUGCCAGUGACCUGGGUAUCCAGCACAAAACUCAGUGGUUGUUUUAGUCGAGUGAUACCUGGAACACUGGUGAGACAGAACUUCUCAUUCUCCUUGAAAAGGGCUGAAGCCAGAGAGCCAAGUGAGCUGGCUUGGUGGGUCCCACCCCCACGAAGACUGGCAAGCUAACAUCCACUGGCUUUAAAUGCUGACAUCCAGCACAGCAGUGCGAGAUCAACCUGGGAUGUUAGAGCUUGGUGGGGGGAGGGUUGCCUGCCAUUGCUAAUUCUCUGGUAGGUGGUUUCAACAUCACCUGUGCAAACAGAGCUGCCAGGAAGUUUACACAGUGGCUGGGUGGAACCAAGCAGGGCAGCUCAGCAAGGCCUCUGCAGGUAGACUGUCAAGUAGAUUCCCUUCUUGCUGGACAAGGUAUCUCAAAUAAAAAGACAGCAGCCCUUGAGGGUCUUACAAAGCCCCCACCAUCCUGGACAGAGCACCUGGGAAAAGGGGUGGUCAUGGGUUUCCCUUCAGCAACUGUAAAUGUCCCAGCCCAGCAUCCCUGAAGGGAGUAACAGAUCCCCUCAUACAGUGCUUGAGCUUCAUUAAGGGAUAGACUGCUUCCUCAAGUGGCUCUGGGAACCUCUCUGUAUCCUAACUGGGAGACGUCAUACAAGAUUGCUCUGGCUGACAAAUGGCAGGUACCCUUUUAAGAUGAAGCUACAAGAAGAAACAACAGGCAGCAAUCUUUGCUGUUUUGCAGCACCUGUGGGUGAUUCCCAGGCAAGAAGGGUAGGAGUGGACCUCCAGCAAACUCCAGCAAACCUGCAACAGAGGGGCCUGACUAUUAGAAGUAAAACUAGCACACAGAAACAAACAGCUUCAACAUUGACAAAAGGGACAUUCACUCAGAAACCCCAUUCAAAAGUCACCAAUUUCAAAGACCAAAGGCAGAUAAAGAUGGAAAGAAACCAGCACAAAAAGGCUAAAAUUACCAGAAGCCAGAAAGCCUCUUCUCCUCCAAGGAAUUACAACACUUGUCAGCAAGGAACCAAAACUGGAAGAAUGAGGGUGACUAACUGACAGAGCAGUCUUCAGAAGUAGGUAAUAACAAACUUCUCUGAGCUAAAGGAGCAUUUUCUAACCCAAUGCAAGGCAAUGAAGAAUGUUGAAAAAAGGCUAAACAAAAUGCUAAUGAGAAUAACCAGCAUGGAAAAAAACAUAAACAAUUUGGUGGAGCUGAAAUAUACAGCAUCAGAACUUCAUGAAGCAUACAAAAGUUUCAAUAACUGAAUUAAUCCAGCCAGAGAAAGAAUAUGAGAGAUUGAAGAUCAACUCAAUGAAAUAAAAUGAGAAGGCAAAAUUAGAGAAAAAAGAGUUAAAUGAACAAGGCCUCCAAGAAAUAUGGGAUUGUAUGAAAAGACAAAAUCUAUGUUUGAUCAGUGUUCCCGAACAUGACGGGGAGAAUGAAACCAAGUUGGAAAAUACUCUUCAGGAUAUUAUCCAGGAUAACAUUCCCAACCUAGCAAGUCAGGCCAACAUUCGAAUACAGGAAAUACAGAGAACACCACAAAUGUAUUCCUUGAGAAGAGCAACCACAAGGCACAAUAUCAUCGGAUUCACCAGGGUUGAAAUGAAGAAAAAAAUCAUAAGGGCAGCCAGAGAGAAAGGUUGGAUUACCCACCAAGGGAAGCCCAUCAGUCUCCCUGCAAAUCUCACGGCCAAAACCCUAGAAGCCAGAAGAGAGUGGGUGCCAAUAUUCAAUGCCCUAAAAUAAAAGAAUUUUUAUCCCAGAAUUUCAUAUCCAGCCAUACUAAGCUUCAUAAGUGAAGGAGAAAUAACAGUCUCUACACACAAGCAACUGCUGAAAGUUUUUGCCACCACCUAGCUUACCCUACAACCACUCCUGAAGGAAGCACUAAACAGUGAAAGAAACAAGUACAAGCCACUGCAAAAACAUAACAAAUGGUAAACACCAACGAUGCAAUGAAGAAACUGCAUCAACUAACAGAAAAAAUAACCAGCUAGUAUCAAAAUGGCAGAAUUAAAUUCAUACAGCACAAUAUUAACCUUAAAUGUAAAUGGGCUAAAUACCCCAAUCAAAAGACACAGACUGACAAAUUGGAUAAAAAGUUAAGACUCACUGGUGUCCUGUAUUCAGGAGACCCAUCUCACAUACAAAGGUAUAGAUAAAGGGUUGGGGGAGUAUUUAUCAAGCAAAUAAAGAACAAAAAAGCAGGGGUUGCAAUCCUAGUCUCUGACAAAAUGAACUUUAAGCCAACAAAGAUCAAAAUAAACAAAGAAUGACAUUACAUAAUGGUAAAGGUAUUAAUGCAACAAGAAGAGCUAACUAUACUAAAUAUUUAUGCACCCAAUACAGGAGCACCCAGAUACAUAAAGCAAGUUCUUAAUGACCUGCAAAGAGACUUAGACUUCCACAUAAUAAUAGUGGGAGAUUUCAACACCCCACUGUCAAUACUAGGCAGAGCACCAUGACAGAAAGUUAACAAGGAUAUCCAGGACUUCAACUCAGAUCUGGACCAAGCAGACUUAAUAGACAUCUACAGAACUCUCCACCCCAAAACCACAGAAUAUACAUUCUUCUCAGCACCACAUCACACUUAUUCCAAAGCUGACCACAUAACUGGAAAUAAAACACUCCUCAGCAAAUGCAUAAACAAACAAAACAAACCAGAAACCAUAACAGAUAGUCUCUCAGCUCACAGUGCAAUCAAAUCAGAAUUCAGGAUUAAGAAACUCACUCAAAACUGAACAUCUACAUGGAAACUAAAUACCCUGCUCCUGAAUGCAUACUGGAAAAAUAACAAAAUGAAGGCAGAAAUAAAGAUGUUCUUCAAAACCAAUGAAAACAUAGACACAAUGUACCAGAAUCUCUGGGACAAAUUUAAAGCACUGUCUAGAGGGAAAUUUAUAGCACUAAGUUCUCCUGAGAGAAGUGAGGAGAGAUGUAAAAUUGACAUUCUAACAUCACGAUUAAAAAAAAAAAACUAGGGGAGCAAGAUCAAACAAAUUCAAAAGCUAGCAGAAGGCAAGAAAUAACUGAGAUCAAAGUAGAACUUAAGGAGAUAGGAACAAAAAAAGUUCAAAAUAUCAUUGAAUCCAGGCUGUGGAUUUCUGAAAAGAUAAAAAAUAAAAUAAAAAAAUAGACCACUAGCCAAACUAAUAAAAAAGAAAAGAGAGAAGAUCCAAAUAGUUGCAAUGAAAAGUGUUAAAAGGGAUAUCACCACCAAUUCCGCAGAAAUACAUUUUCCUGAAAAGCUACAGCAUGGCACAGCUCGUCACUGAACGACACUGUCACUGGCUCUUAGGAAGUCCUGUCCUCAUUCAGAUUGCUUUAUUUCUGAGGCCAAUCACAUCAUCACACAUCUGCUACUAGCAUUUGGGCCCUGACACAAGAGUGUGCAUGAAUACAGGUGAUUGUGCUUCAAAAAAGAGGGAGAAGGAGGCCUGACUCUCCCUGCCUCUCAGGGUGCAUUGUGUCUGGGGCUGGUAGGGUUGCCCCUCAUUCUGUGAUGUCACGGUGCCCAAACACAUGCACCGAGGAGUCAUCACAGACAGCCCAACCCACAGCCCAUGAGGGUCCCUCAGUGCUGCCUCUGACCUCUCUGUGGCAAGCCAAAUGGCCACGGGAAGACCCCAUGCAGUGUUAGAACAAUGCCGCUGAGGGCAGGGAUUUUAGAUCAGACGGUCGUGGAUUCUACCUGUGCAAUGGACUCUACUACUUUCUAGCUAUCCCGCUACCCAUCAGUUACAUUAACAGUCCACGUUUCAACUUCCCCAUU
Messenger RNA from Callithrix jacchus (white-tufted-ear marmoset), 11710 nucleotides. It is a transcript of the gene XKR3, whose product is annotated as XK related 3. NCBI's taxonomy places the organism in Eukaryota, Metazoa, Chordata, Mammalia, Primates, Cebidae. The record is from RefSeq and is a predicted model, not a curated record. Gene Ontology annotation, cellular component: membrane.